AUGGCAACUCUAAAACUUGAAAACCAGAUGGCAAACAACAAUAGCCCUGUUCUAAGUAUUAAGCAGGAAACAAAUAGUAUAGAACAAAAUUUAGCAAACAGCAAUGAAUCAAUUGUAUCAACUGCUUCACAAAACCCAAUGCCAAACAAUUUUCUUUUCCGAAUUAUAAAGCAAGAAAAAAACUUGUGUAUAAAUGUCAGAGAAAGUACCAGUUUAGAUCAAGCGGAUUCAGUGAGUAGCAAUAAAUCAACUUUGGUAAACGAACCUCGUGAUUUAAUGGCAGAACAAAACCCUAUAAUUAUAGCUAAUAAUAAUAUUGUAUCUAUAGUUAGAGAAACACCUUUAGCAAACAGCAAUGAAUCAAUUGUAUCAACUGCUUCACAAAACCCAAUGCCAAACAAUUUUCUUUUCCGAAUUAUAAAGCAAGAAAACAACUUGCGUAUAAAUGUCAGAGAAAGUACCAGUUUAGAUCAAGCGGAUUCAGUGAGUAGCAAUAAAUCAACUUUGGUUAACGAACCUCGUGAUUUAAUGGCAGAACAAAACCCUAUAAUUAUAGCUAAUAAUAAUAUUGUAUCUAUAGUUAGAGAAACACCUUUAGCAAACAGCAAUGAAUCAAUUGUAUCAACUGCUUCACAAAACCCAAUGCCAAACAAUUUUCUUUUCCGAAUUAUAAAGCAAGAAAACAACUUGCAUAUAAAUGUCAGAGAAAGUACCAGUUUAGAUCAAGCGGAUUCAGUGAGUAGCAAUAAAUCAACUUUGGUAAACGAACCUCGUGAUUUAAUGGCAGAACAAAACCCUAUAAUUAUAGCUAAUAAUAAUAUUGUAUCUAUAGUUAGAGAAACACCUUAUUUUUGUAUUAGAAAAUUGCCUAAUAUUAAAAAUGAAUUUUGCCACGAUGAUAAUGAUCAGAUAUCACAAGACAAUAUUAUAUUUAUAUGUAGAAUUUGUAAAAAUGUUCCUUCUACAGAUAUACAUUCAUUCGCAUUACACAUGAGUGAUCACAGUGAGUGUAAUAUGCAUGAAUGUAUUGUAUGUGAUAAAACAUUUAACUCUGUAACUCUCUGGGUAGACCAUAUGACCUAUCAUGAACAACAAAUAGAUUUAAAUGUAUCAACAAUUCCGUUUGAUCCUAUAAAUACUGAAUCUAAUGCAUUGCACCCUAUUACAUCUAGAAACGAGGAACCUCAAGUUUUUAAAAACCUAAAAAAUAGAAAAUCUGAGAUAUCUUUAUCAGAUGAUUCACAUUCAGCUUCAACAAGGUUGAAUAGUGGCAACAAAAUUAAAUACCAAUAUGACUGUAGUACACUUACAAAAGUAAUUCCUUCCACAAGCGCAUUAAAAGUUCAUCAAACUCUUCGUAAUAAAUCACAACCAUUUUCCUGUAGGUAUUGUGAUAAAACAUUUUCUGGAAAGGGUUCAUGUACAAAUCAUGAAAAAUCUCAUAUCAACUCACACAAAUUUUUAUUACAAAAUAAUGAGAAUAUUCAACUUGAACCAAUUGUAAUCCAAAACAGCAUAAGUAUAGAAGACAACAACUCUGAUUCUGAGACAAUGUCGAGAAAACAAAAUAAAAAAAACAAAUCAUCAUCAAUUAAAAAAAUGAAUUUCUGUAAAUUAUGUAAUAGAAAAUUUACAAAGCGCUUUUAUUUUACAAACCAUAUGAUGAUGAAGCAUAAGAUAAAUCCAAACACACCAAAACAACUUACAUCGAUUGAUUGUAACGAAUCAAUCAUUCCGUCUGAAAACAUAGAGUUGACUAAUAAACGAAUACGAAAACGAAAACAAAUCGAAUACGAAAACAAAUUAUCAGUGCCAGUAAAUUACAAAAAUAACAAUCUGAACAACCAUGUUAAUAAAAGCAAUGAAAAGAAAUCAACAUUUUGCAAGUUUUGCAACACACAUUUUGCACAUCCUGGUGCUUUAACCAAUCACAUGCGUAUUCAUUAUUGUAAGACAUACAAGUGUCAAUAUUGUGACAUGCAAUUUAGUAGGAAAGGCCUUUAUAUUAUGCAUGAAAAAACACAUGUAUUAAAAAAAGUAGUUAAAAGUGCUACUAUUCAAAAAAAAAACAAUAUAGUUUUUGAAGUUAAUGAUGAACCACAAAUUGAGCAUUAUAAUGAUUCUAAGAUUAUUCAUAGUCCAGUUGAUGGCAAUUCAAGUGGUACAAAUUUGAUGGACGUAGAACAUUUAUGGUUUCCAUGUGAUGUGUGUGAGAUAAAGUUCUCUACUCCGUUCCAAUUGAAUGUUCACCGAAAGUCACAUUCUAAAAUUGUACCAUAUGUAUGUAAGAUUUGUAAUAGAACUUAUCAGUUGAAAUUUCGAUGGAAUUGGCAUUUAAAAGGCCACUACACAAAACACAAUGCUAAUUUAAAAAGUAAGCAGCAUACUAAUAAUCUAAAAUCGAACAUUACUAAACUAAAGAUUGAAUCUAUAAGUCAUAAAGAUAAAAUGAAAUGUCGAUAUUGCAAAAAAGAAUAUAACUCAAUAUCUCAGUGGAAAAAACAUAUGACAAUGAGCAAGGAAUGUCGUCGCUAUUGUAAAAGUAACCUUCCAGAGUUUACAUCAAAUAAAGCUGCAAAGAAUUCUACCAAAUCUGGUCGAUUCAAAUGUAAUAUAUGUACGGAAACAUUUAAAACUUCUUACAAUCGAACAGUUCAUAAAAAAAAUUGUUGUAAAAUGUUAGAUUCAACGUAUUUGAAUACCUAUGAUAAUACCGGUUUACAAAAGGGCAAAUUAACAGACAAAAUUCAACAAAAACCAGCGAUUAAGAAACAAAAUAGACAUAAUCACAUUAAUGGCACUAAAUGUGAGUUAUGUGGUAAAACAUACAGCAACAGAGCUAAUUUAAGUCGCCACAUGUCCAUAAUUCACACACAAAAUUUUAAACCUAUGACCUGUAAUGUUUGUGGAAGUACAUUUAAGCACAAAUAUACUUACAGAGAACAUUUAAAAAUUAAACACAAACAAUUAUUUAAACAUUAUGAAGAAACAAACUCUACACAUAAAAAAACUAGACGGUAA
Macrosiphum euphorbiae (potato aphid) is the source of this 3021-nucleotide messenger RNA. NCBI's taxonomy places the organism in Eukaryota, Metazoa, Arthropoda, Insecta, Hemiptera, Aphididae. The record is from the annotation of a GenBank genome assembly.